Penicillium expansum is the source of this 1923-nucleotide messenger RNA. Its product is annotated as sigma-70 region 2 family protein. The coding region runs from base 1 to 1923 and encodes 640 amino acids. The transcript is spliced from 2 exons. The record is from RefSeq and is a predicted model, not a curated record. Lineage: Eukaryota; Fungi; Ascomycota; Eurotiomycetes; Eurotiales; Aspergillaceae.
AUGUCAACCUCCCUUGAUCAGGCCGGCAGCAAUGCGCCGGACGCAUCCAACGUGCGGUGGCAAUUCAUCGACUCUUCGAACAAUAGUCGAACCAACUUAACCCAAGUGAAGCGCCAUGUUAUGCAAGAAUAUAUGCGCCAAAAGAAAGGUAGCGCUCGUCAAAGUGAAAGUGAAGAGGAGGCACCACGACCAAAACGUGGGAGACCCAAGAAGACUCGGGGUGCGCAACGAAAAACAGAGAAGAAAGCGAAAUCAGACGGUGAAAACAACAGUCAACCCCACGCAAGGAGAUCGACCAGAAAGCAAUCUACUCGCAAAGAAGAGCUCAAUGUCGAGGUUAACUGCGAUGUGCUUGUCUCCCCUAUCUCAUCGGAACCUGCGUUGAUCGAAUCCAAUGAUAUGCCCUCGUUUCCCCCUUUUCGGCCAUCUUCUGCCCACUCUCAAGAUGUUCCUCUCCUGCUGGAUGGCUUUGUCGAUGUACAUUCACAAAGUUCUCCAACUAGUGACCUAUACUUUAACAAUUUCCCAUGGCCAUCACCCUCCACGAUGCCCUAUCAGUUCAUGCCAUCACCAACUACUAUGAUCAGCGAUGCCCGAAUUGACACAUUCAACACUCUACCUAUAGAAGUGGAUCAAAAUGGACACAGGAUAUUUGACUCUUAUGUGAACGAUAUGCCAGCCUCCUAUGGAUCCCAUUACCGGUCUUCCAUGGCCCACAGUGGUUAUACAUCGGCCUUUGUGCCUGAGACAAUGAAAGGCGAAGCGCAAACCCCUAUUUUUCACAAAGAUCGUGCUGUCUCCGUGCUCCAGGAGCAUCGCGCUGACAACCCCCAUGACAUCUCCGACGUUGCAAUCGUUUCCUGUCUAAGCGCCGCGGCCUUAGAGGACUGCGAUCCCCGACCAGGCCACAAGGAAAUAAGCCGGGUGCACAUGCGAGCUGCACGCGAGAUGAUACGAGCGCGUGGUGGCCCCGCUGCAUUUUCAAACACUCGCAUCGGCAUGAUGAUCAACUGGCAGAACUACAUCUUGCCGGGAUAUGAGACCCACGGGCCCAGCUUCUUCUAUGAAUACAAUCAACACGCCCCGAUCUCAUCUGAGUCUCUAGCAACACUACCCCAUCCAAUCCCAACCCCCCGCUCAAUGCCAUCCCCACCCUAUUCCACCUCCUCAGCCCUCUCAGAAGUCUCACCCAGUCCCGAACCUCGAACAAUGCUCCCACCACACCCAGAAGCAAACCCGGUAGACGAGAUUAAAUUCCAAUGCGAAGAAUUCUUCGACUUCCUCCGACGCUGUGAACAACUCGCCCUAUACCAACGCGACAACCCGCAAUCGUCAUACAUAACCCGCCACACAGCAGUCCAAGAAACAUCCAUACUCCACCAAAUUCUCGCGGCGCCCCCGAGCGCCCGAUUCACCCGCCCAGACGACCGAAAACAAAUGGUCGCCCGCUUAACAGCGUUGAUGACACUCAACGCCGCGAUGUGGGAUUACCGCAACACCCCAGCGCGUGCAGCAAUCUUCCUCGACACAAUCGAGAAAUCCAUGGUCGACAGCGAAGUCGGCAUGAAUGGCUCCGUCGAUGCCAUGCUCCAGACUCUGCUUGAAUGCAGCGACGGCACUCUUGAUGGCUGGCCCACCAGUGCCGACAGCUUUGCUUCCACUGCUCCGGUAGAGGAGCUCCCAGACUUCUCCCAGUACUUCCCGACUGCUACUUCGCCCUCUGCGCGCCCGUGGUUCGCGGGCCGCAUGUUGAAGGUUGCUAAUCGGUUGAGUUCUUUGUCUUGGUACAGAGUUAAUGAGUUUUUGUUCUCGUGUUUGACCCUCCGGGUGCAGGAGUCGUCUACGGCUCUCUGGGAAGCGGAUCUUCGUAGGGAGAUUCUCGAUGCGCCGACUACUUAUGUUAUGCGCUCAUUGACUGAGUAA